CAGCCUGCGGAGACUCCCGGGUCCCCGCGCGGGACUGGGGCUGGGGGCGAACAUCCUGGGCGGACCUGACCGGCGCUGAAGGCUACCCCAGGCGUUACUAUGAAGGUGCGGCGGAGCGCAUGAGGAGGAUGCGGCAGCAGGCGCCGCGGCGGGAGGAGGAGUAGGCGGUGGUGCCCUCGGGAAGGAGCCGCGCGCGGGCCACAAGGCUCCCCGAGGCUCCGCAUUGCCGCUGCCGUCGCCCGGGAGGCUCCACACGGGAGCCAUGUAACCCUGCGGCGGGCUCCGGGCUGCUCCGUCCUUCCCCAGCUCCCGGGCUAGCGCGGCAGCGGGGCCAAGAUGAAGAAGCAGUUCAAUCGCAUGCGCCAGCUGGCCAACCAGACGGUGGGCAGGGCAGAAAAGACUGAAGUUCUGAGCGAAGACCUUCUUCAGGUGGAGAAGCGCCUGGAGCUGGUGAAGCAAGUGUCCCACAGCACGCACAAGAAGCUCACUGCAUGUCUCCAGGGCCAGCAAGGGGCAGAGGCCGACAAGCGCUCUAAAAAAUUGCCUUUGACAACACUGGCUCAGUGUUUGAUGGAAGGGUCAGCUAUCCUGGGAGAUGACACCCUUCUUGGGAAGAUGCUGAAACUCUGUGGAGAGACAGAAGACAAGCUGGCUCAGGAGCUGAUUCAUUUUGAAUUGCAAGUGGAGAGAGAUGUGAUCGAGCCCCUGUUUUUGCUCGCGGAGGUGGAAAUCCCCAAUAUUCAAAAACAGAGGAAACAUUUAGCAAAGUUGGUGCUGGACAUGGAUUCUUCACGAACAAGGUGGCAGCAGACUUCCAAGUCUUCAGGUUUGUCCAGCAGCUUACAGCCUGCGGGUGCCAAAGCUGAUGCCCUCAGGGAAGAGAUGGAGGAGGCUGCCAACAGAGUGGAGAUUUGCAGGGACCAGCUCUCGGCUGACAUGUACAGUUUUGUGGCCAAAGAAAUUGACUAUGCAAACUACUUUCAAACGCUCAUAGAAGUGCAAGCCGAAUACCACAGGAAGUCAUUGACACUCUUGCAGGCUGUAUUGCCUCAGAUAAAAGCACAGCAGGAGGCCUGGGUGGAGAAGCCUUCCUUCGGGAAGCCCCUGGAGGAACACCUCAUGAUCAGUGGCCGAGAGAUCGCCUUCCCCAUUGAGGCAUGUGUGACGAUGCUGCUGGAAUGCGGGAUGCAGGAGGAGGGACUCUUCCGAGUAGCUCCCUCUGCCUCCAAGCUGAAGAAGCUGAAAGCCGCCCUGGACUGCUGUGUGGUAGACGUGCAGGAGUACUCGGCAGACCCCCAUGCCAUCGCAGGAGCUUUGAAAUCUUACCUCCGAGAGUUGCCAGAACCUCUUAUGACCUUUGACCUCUAUGACGAGUGGAUUCAGGCUUCCAACAUCCAGGAGCAAGACAAAAGGCUUCAGGCUCUGUGGAAUGCUUGUGAAAAAUUGCCCAAGGCCAAUCACACCAACAUCCGAUAUUUGAUCAAAUUUUUAUCCAAGCUGUCGGAAUAUCAAGAUGUAAACAAAAUGACUCCCAGUAACAUGGCGAUUGUGCUAGGACCCAACCUCCUAUGGCCACAAUCAGAAGGGAACAUCACGGAAAUGAUGACCACGGUUUCACUGCAGAUUGUUGGGAUCAUCGAACCCAUCAUCCAGCAUGCAGACUGGUUCUUCCCUGGGGAGAUAGAGUUCAACAUCACAGGGAAUUACGGGAGUCCUGUGCACGUGAACCACAACGCCAACUACAGCUCAAUGCCGUCCCCAGACAUGGACCCUGCUGACCGGCGACAGCCCGAGCAGGCCCGCCGGCCCCUCAGCGUUGCCACAGAUAAUAUGAUGCUGGAGUUUUACAAAAAGGAUGGCCUUAGGAAAAUCCAAAGCAUGGGCGUGAGGGUGAUGGACACGUCCUGGGUGGCUCGAAGAGGCUCCUCUGCCGGCCGGAAAGGGUCGUGUGCCCCGCCCUCCAUGCAGCCCCCCGCCCCGCCCGCCGAGCUGACAUCAUCCCUUCCUGAGCAGCCCCUGGAAGAGCCCGCAGCACCCUCGCUUUCUCCAUCAAGCAUGGGCCUCCAGCCAGGGGCUGAACGGACCAGCACUUCUAAAAGCAAGGAACUUUCUCCAGGAUCUGGGCAGAAAGGAAGUCCAGCUUCCAGCCAGGGGGCUCCCAGUACAGGGACGCAACCAGGGGCACAAGCGGGCACCAGUCCCAGCCAGCUACCCGCAGACCAGAGUCCUCACACCCUCCGGAAAGUUUCCAAGAAGGUGGCACCAAUUCCACCCAAGGUCCCCUUUGUCCAGCCGGGCACUGUGACUGACCAGUCCGCCGGCCAGCCAUCCCCACUCAGCCUGUCUCCUACCCCACCGAGCACCCCAUCACCCUACGGACUGAGUUACCCUCAAGGGUACUCCCUGGCCUCAGGCCAGCUCUCCCCAGCUGCUGCAGCUCCCCCUCUGGCCUCUCCUUCCAGCUUCACAAGCACUUUAACCAAAUCACGGCCCACCCCUAAGCCCAGACAGAGACCCACCCUGCCGCCUCCUCAGCCUCCCACAGCGAGCCUCUCAGCCUCUAGUCCACAGUCCACGGAGCAUCCCAUGCUAGAUGGCAUGUCCCCCGGGGAAAGCAUGUCUACAGCUGUGUGACAUGAGUGCCGCAGUUUUGGAUACGUGUGAGGGGCAUGUUCAGGAUCUCGUCCACUUUGAUGUUCCCUCCAUCCACGUAGAGCUGGAGUCCACGCUCCGCCUGAGUCCCCUGGAACACGUGCGGCGACACUCGGUGACUGAGAAGAGGGACUCGGAGGAGGAGUCUGAGAGCACUGCCCUCUGACAACGUGUGUACAUACAUGGGCCCAGACCGACACACGCCAGGGGUGCCCCUGGGCUGCCAAGCGUCUCCGUUGGCUCCUUGCUGUCACUGCCAACGCGAGGCUGGAGGUUUGCGGAUCACUGUCAUCUCCGGCCUGUGUGGCAAACGGUGGUGGUGCAGGUUUUGUAUGUUCCAUUUGGGUGGUGACUUUGGCCUUUUGUUUGAUCUUUGCCUUUUGACUUUGUGCCUAUUUUGAUCCACUUUCAGCCUCCAUGGCCACCAGCAGCCCUCUCCGCCCAAGGGCUUGCCUGUGGGAAAUGUCCUCGGCGGGGUGGGGGUGCGGAGGAGGGUCAGGUUGCCCGCUAGACCUGGGGCUGCCACCUGUCCUGACAGUGACCAUCAAGUCCUGCAGGACCAGCUGAGUGGCUACAGAAGGGAAAUGGGAUGGCGGGGUCUGUCCGUACAGUGGGAUUGGAUCCUGGGCACUGGGGAGGGCCGGCGCUGUAAACACCUUUAGACCUGCCCUUUAAUCCAUGGGCUCAAAGUAAAUGGCUUAAAAGGAAAUUUGUUUCACUUCCCAAAUUUUGUUUUCCCACACUGUGUGACUGAAAACUCCCAUUACCACCUUGUCAUUUUACACUUACGAAUUAAACAAUGAUCCCGAGGGAGUCGGGAGGGCCCAAAAGCAGCUCCCUCUGCCCCCCGAAACAUCAGAGAUGACAGUACUCCGCCCCGCCCCCACCCCCAAGCCCUCAGUGGCACUCAGUCAUGAGGUACAUGGGGUCCAGGAGCCUCUUUGCUGGAGGUCACAGGUGAAUACAAUUCCUCUGUUACCCAGAGCAUGUGGAGGAACGUGAGGCCGGCCCUCGGAGACACCAGGCGGGCGCCAUCGGCCCUGUGGUGCGGCGCGUCCCGCUCACCAGCAUCCGGACUUGUCCCUUCUCACGACCCCCAUCCAUGCUCGGGGAGGAGGGCCGGGAGGGCACUGAGGAGCCCUGGGGCCUGAGGGAGUGAGAAACAGAUUCGGGUCAUGCAUGCAAAGUCAAAUCUUAUCCUUUUAAAAUAGAUAUGAUAGACCUAUACAUGAUAUAAUAUUUGUAUAUAUGAAAUCUCUCUAUAUUUGUUUAAUUUGAGCCAUUCAAUCUAAACCAAUGUACAGGUGUACAAUGAGAAAUUUAAAUGCUUCGUUAUUUUUCCCGACACAGUGUAAAAUAAUCCUUCUCAGACCAUGGGAUUUGCAAACUUUUGAUGCUAACAGCUUUGCUCACUUCCUGGCAAGGGCGCUUCAGUACCCAAUUUGUAAUGGAGCCCGGGGGUUGAAAGUACCGUUAAAUACAUGUACAAAUAGUUGUCAAAAGUAAUCUUAUUAAAAUAGAUUUAUUAUCCCUGA
Molecule: messenger RNA, 4187 nt
Organism: Rhinolophus ferrumequinum (greater horseshoe bat)
Lineage: Eukaryota; Metazoa; Chordata; Mammalia; Chiroptera; Rhinolophidae
Gene: ARHGAP44
Product: Rho GTPase activating protein 44
Exons: 22
Coding region: 337-2634 (765 amino acids)
Biological process (GO): signal transduction; neurotransmitter receptor transport, endosome to postsynaptic membrane; negative regulation of Rac protein signal transduction
Cellular component (GO): intracellular anatomical structure; cytoplasm; postsynaptic density
Molecular function (GO): GTPase activator activity; protein binding
Source: RefSeq, a predicted model, not a curated record